This is a messenger RNA of Coprinopsis cinerea okayama7#130, 1302 nucleotides long. RefSeq lists its product as hypothetical. The coding region runs from base 1 to 1302 and encodes 433 amino acids. Gene Ontology annotation, molecular function: transmembrane transporter activity. The record is from RefSeq and is a predicted model, not a curated record. The transcript has 11 exons. Gene Ontology annotation, biological process: transmembrane transport. NCBI's taxonomy places the organism in Eukaryota, Fungi, Basidiomycota, Agaricomycetes, Agaricales, Psathyrellaceae.
AUGUCUUUACAAGAAACAGAACAAACGCCUUUACUCCAUAACCAAAACCCAACCCACAUCCACCUUAACGGCAACAGCAACAACAGCAACGUCGGAAACUUUGGCUCAACCUCAACCUCCGUCGAGGCAGAGAUAGAAGCCACCCCAACCAAAAAAGACGCCCACGACUUGAUUUACGAGCGCUUCUCAGUACCCAGGAAGCGCGCUAUCCUCGCAAUGUUGUCUGCGGCUGGACUAAUGCCUCUAUUCGUCGGCGGAACGUUCAUCCCAUGUAUACCCCAAAUCGCCAAAGAUUUGGACGUCCCGCCUGGUACGAUCAGCUUGGCGGUGAGCAUCUCAGUCCUAGCCACAUCCCUCGGCGCGCUCUGGGGAUCCACAUAUUCAGGCUUCUACGGCCGCCGCCCAAUCUACCUCGCCUUCCUCCCACUCUCCGUCCUCGGGUCACUGGGCGUCUCGGUGGCGACUACCAUCCCCGAACUCAUGGUAUGGCGGUUCCUCCAAGCUUUUGGGGUCUCGCCUGCUCUCUCUGUCGGCGCUGGCGUUAUUGGUGAUAUUUAUAGACUGGAGGAGAGGGGUACAGCGAUGGGUGUCUUUUUCGCUGCGGUAUUGCUGGGACCCGCGUUGGCACCGUUAGCUGGCGGCACAGCAGCCCACUACUCCUCCUGGCGCACCAUGCAAGCGCUAGUAGGCAUCACCGUUCUCCUCGUCUACCUCACCAUGGUCUUCCUCUUCCCCGAAACGAGCCACCCAGGAACCCGGGGUAUCGACCACCUCAGAAAAGCGGAAGAAGAGACCGGGAGACGCCAAGUUCCACAGUGGCGACCUGUCCUUUUGAACCCGUUUAAGGGUAUGGCGCUUUUGAGGAGCCCGAAUUUGUUUUUGACGGCGACGGCUGCGUUCGUGGUUCUGGCAGUCGAUUAUGUCCUCCUCAUCCCGAUUGCCUACACCAUUGGCAAGAAAUAUAACAUCACAAACGAAGCGCUCAUCGGCGCUUGUUUCUUACCUAACGGUCUCGGUUCUAUGCUUGGUGCCCCAAUCGCUGGCCGGAUAUCCGACCACCUCGUCGUCAAAUGGCGGUCCAAACGGGGGAUGUGGUACCCCGAAGACCGGCUGCGCGCCGCCCUCCCCGGCGCCCUCUUCCUCGUCCCCCUCUCCGUCCUCUUUGCGGGCUUUUUGACUGCUGCCUUCCGAUCGACCCUCCUCGCCAUGGUCAUAGCCAUCAUCAUGCCCUCCAUCGAACGAAUCGGUGUAUUCUAUACCAACGCGAUUGCUGCGUGUGUGGGCUGGGUUGGGUUCGGGUGA